AUGCAGUGCAUGUUAUGUGUGCAAGCAGCAUCUCUGCAUGUCUCAGUCCUCGGUUCACCUGCAGGAGGAGCUGUGUCUCGCUGCAGCUUAUCUGGAGCAGCAGAGAGAUAUCCCUCUUUUUCUCCUUCAGCGGCAUGAAUAAUAUCCCCAGAGCUGGAGAGAGAGCAUAUCAAGAGGCAAACAGGAAGGGGAGAGAGAGAGAUAGAAGCCUGUGUGACAGAUAAGAUUGUGGCACAACUUGUCUUCCUGACUGCACCGUGAGCUGGGGAAAGAGAGGAACAAGUGCACCAGAGUGUCAGGCAAGGCUUCUGCCUGCACACAUAAACACUCACAGACACACACACACACAGAAAAAGACAGACCCCACAGCACAGAAGCACCAGAAGGAGUUCAGAGAGAAGACUGACCUCAAAAAGGUGGAUUGGCAGAAGUUUUGUCUGUGCAUUCCCUCGGAUGCUAUGGCCGUCCUCCAACUGAUCGUUUAGAGGAGUUGAAGAACUUGUCUUGUGAUUGCAGCCUGAGGUAGCAUGGAGGAGCUGUCGACGAAAGACAAGGAGCUGAUACGAGACAGCUGGGAGAGCCUGGGCAAGAACAAAGUUCCUCAUGGUGUCGUCAUGUUCUCCAGACUGUUUGAGCUGGACCCUGCGCUCCUCAAUCUUUUCCACUACGGUACAAACUGCGAUUCCACACAGGACCGCCUCGCCAGCCCCGAGUUUCUGGAACAUGUCACCAAGGUGAUGCUUGUGAUCGACGCGGCCGUCAGCCACCUGGAUGACCUUCACUCCUUGGAGGACUUUCUGCUCAACCUCGGGAAGAAGCAUCAGGCAGUGGGAGUCAGAACGCAGUCAUUUGCCGCGGUGGGUGAGUCCCUUCUCUACAUGCUGCAGUGCAGUCUGGGCCCAGCCUACACGGCACCGCUGCGUCAAGCCUGGCUCAACAUGUACAGCAUUGUGGUAGCAAUGAUGAGCCGAGGGUAUGCCGAGAAUGGCGAAGACAAGGCCGACUGAGGCGCCAGUAGUUGUCAAAUCAUCAAGUUGGUUGCCAUGGAAUAAGGUUGUGUAACUUGCAGCAUUGUGGCUUCAGCUGCUGUACAUUUGCUCUGUGAGUGGGGUCGCAUAGCGUAGCGAACGUGUGAUAUAGUUACACAUUUUUCAGUCGGACCAGCGAGUCACAGAGCGUGUUUUCUUUGCUGUGGAUGUUUAGCUACCAGGCAGUGCUGUUUGUACAGUUUCAGAGUGUAAGUGGACUGUAAUCUGAAUGCCUCACACUGAGAAGAAACACUUGGGAAACUGUGGAAGGGGUUUUAUUUUGUAUAUAAUGGCUUGAUAUAUUUACUCAAAUGAUAACAGUGACUGUAGUGGUGUUUGUGGUGUAUCUUAAAAGAGUUGCACACUUGUGAAACACUAGCUGUUAUUAUGAUUAGACAUCACACACUGCUCAAACUGUGAUGGUUACUGUGGCCAGCAAGGGCAGCUCUUUAUCUAACUGGAACACAGUGAUACUUAACAGAACGUGUGGGACAAUGCAAUGUGAUUUUUCAGAAGAAUAUCAAAACUGUGUGUUUUUUUAAAAUCGAUAUUACACUUCAUGUCUUUUGAGUGACUUUGUCGUUUAACUUUUAAGCUGCUAGGAUGAAGAAAAAACAGUUUUUUAACAUUUUAUUCAAUAGAUUCCUGACAAGAACUGUUUUACUCUCUCUGAUAGCUUUCUUUAGUUAUCCACGACUGUUAAGGCGUCCAAGUGCACCUUCCUCGACGCAGCGUGCGAUGCGCUCCUCAGUCGAGGGUGUGAGUAUUUCAGUAAGCUUCUGAUGACUGUUAAACUAAACUUUAACUAAAAGACUGUUAUAUGACUUUAAGAGACUGAAAGUAAAAUGGCAUCUUGGAGGACUUGUAACAUCUUUGUUCCUUGGCUAUCAGUUUCCAGUUAAUCUUAGUGUAAAGUAGUAAUGGUGUAUCGUAGUUGCUUAACUUAUUGAUGCUUAUUAACUGCGAUGAUGUGGGUACUAUUACCUCAGCUUUACAGGUGACAGGGAUCAGUGGCCUGUUUUUCUCCAACUUAGGAGGUUCUGUGAGGAAGUGAAGCUGGAAAUAAAUAUUUGUUUUGACUUCAGAAACCAAACCAACUUAUGUGAUGACAAUUUUACAUUUAAAUUAUUGACACAAAACAGAUGAUACAGAGAAACUGUGCUUGACUGUAUGUAUGUGUGUAGUAUUUAUGCUGCCAUAACGCUGUAUGUAUCAUCAGUUAUUUACAUCUAUAGCCAAGUAACUUAGCAACAGUGUGCCAAGUAUAAGAUAAUAACACCACACAACUGUAAAUCCAAGCUGCUGAUAUGUGUUUUUCCUCGCUUCAGUUUAUAUUUACAAAGUUUAUUUUUAUAUUCUGAAUUGUAUGUGCAGUGAAAGAGCAUUGAUUUUUUUCUUGUCAUAUACAAUAUGACAUUCAGAUACAUUGUACUGUGUAGAUUUCGGAUAAUGAACCCAAUACAAGAAAACAAUGUGGCAAAUAUGUUACUUUUAAUCAGGUUUCAGUUCAAAGAAUAGCAGAUAUAUAACAGCUAUAUUAAAAAAGAUGUGUAGUUAUUAUAGAAGAGUAUAAGAACAGGGCUUUUUUAUUAAUAUUAUGUGUUUAGUCUGUACUUUCCAGGCUGCAGGUAUAAUGUUUGUACCCUGGUUGUGUAGGUGCUGUGUUUAUUGUCUUUCUUUUCUUAGUCUCAGUACGCAGCCCUAUGCAGGUUGUUGUUCUCCGUGUUUUUAAUUACCUGACAGUAAGUAUUUUCAGCUGGCACAGCUGGCGUUUUUAACAUCCAGAUGUGUAUAUAUUGGCUGUCUCGCUGUCUACCUCAUCAUUAUCAGCUGCUACUCAACAGCGAUGACUUCACCUAGUUAUCCUUCAACCAAAAAUUACUAUUACAGUUAAUACAAGCACACACUCUUUGUACUGGAUUCCAUCUUAAACUUUAAAUAUGUCAUGUGCUUACUUGAGGCUAAAUAAAGUGAUCUGUGGGUAUUUUA
Messenger RNA from Neolamprologus brichardi, 3017 nucleotides. The record is from RefSeq and is a predicted model, not a curated record. Lineage: Eukaryota; Metazoa; Chordata; Actinopteri; Cichliformes; Cichlidae.